Molecule: messenger RNA, 1614 nt
Organism: Passer domesticus (house sparrow)
Lineage: Eukaryota; Metazoa; Chordata; Aves; Passeriformes; Passeridae
Product: zinc finger protein 787-like
Exons: 3
Coding region: 159-950 (263 amino acids)
Biological process (GO): regulation of transcription by RNA polymerase II
Cellular component (GO): nucleus
Molecular function (GO): DNA-binding transcription factor activity, RNA polymerase II-specific; RNA polymerase II cis-regulatory region sequence-specific DNA binding
Source: RefSeq, a predicted model, not a curated record
CCCGGCCCCGCGCCCGCCUCGCGCCCGGCGGACGCCCCCGCCACGACCCCCCCGCACCCCCGAGCCCGACGGGACCCCCGGAGCCACCCCCUUAGCCCCCCGGAACGCCCCCGGCCCCUCCCGAGCCGCGGAGCCGCCGAGUCCCUGCGGGAGCCCCCAUGGAGCAGGACGAGCCAGACGUGGUGGAGCUGCAGGAUUCGGACGAGGGGGACGUGGUCCGGAGGGUCUUCAUUGCCGACGAUGGCAUCGUGAGCGACGGCGAGGCCGAGGUGCUGCCGCACGAGAUCAUCCGCACGGUGAUCCCACACAGCCCCCUGCGCCCCCCGCCGCCCCGCGGGACCCCCGGCCCGGCCCCGGGGGGCUCCGAGGAGGGCGGGGGGCGGCGGGGCGGGGGCCGCCAGCGCCCCUUCAUCUGCAACGAGUGUGGCAAGAGCUUCAGCCACUGGUCCAAGCUGCUGCGGCACCAACGCACGCACACGGGCGAGCGGCCCAGCACCUGCGGCGAGUGUGGCAAGAGCUUCUCGCAGAACUCGCACCUGGUGCAGCACCGCCGCACUCACACCGGGGAGAAGCCGUACAGGUGCGGCCACUGCGGCAAGAGCUUCUCCUGGAGCUCCAACCUUAUCCAGCACCAGCGCAUUCACACCGGGGAGCGCCCGUAUGGUUGCGCUGAAUGCGGCAAGAGCUUCACGCAGAGCAAGAACCUCAUCAAGCACCAGCGCACCCACGCCGGGCCGGGGGCAGCGCGGCCGCGGCGCUGCGCCCACCCCGUGGGUGCCCCGAGGGCGCUGAAGGGGUCUCGGGCGGGGGGCGAGGGCGAGGGGUCUGCGGGGGCUGAGGGCGGCUGCGGGCAGGAGCCGCUGAUCUGUGUGGAGUGCGGGGAGAGCUUCGCCCGGAGCGCCGCGCUCAGGAGGCACCGCCGGGGGCACCGCCCGCUCUUCGUGCCCUGAGGGGACAGUGUGGGGACAGUGCCCACUCUUCAUGCCCUGAGGGAACGUGAGGACACUGUGGAGAGGGCACAGGGACAGUGGGGCGCUGUCCUUUCACCGCUGUGGGCACUGCCCGCUCUUUGUGCCCUGAGGGGCAGGGGAACAGUGGCACCGGGCCAUGGGGACACACGAAUCGUUGGGGCACUGCCUGCUCUUCAUGCCCUGAGGGGACACCGCCGUGGGGACGCAAGGACAGUUGGGCAGUGCUCUGGCAGCGUCCGCUGUUGGUGACCUACGGGGACACAGAGACAAUGGGACAUCCAGGUGGGGGACACCGGGACUGUGCCACCGUGCGAGGAGACACAGGCAGUGGUUCUUGGGCAGGACGUGGUGACAGAGCUGGGGUCACACAAGUUACGCCACAGGUGAGGGAAUGUGGUGACAACAAGCUGAGACACAGUGGGGGGCCACCUGGACUGGGACAAGGGCAGGACACUGUGACUCCAAGGGGGAGAACACAUGGACAGGACAGAGUGACACAGAGCUGAUGUCCCCAAGCCCACCCCCUGCCCUGUAUCACCCUCAGUGCCCCUCGCUGUUCCCUGUCGGUACCACAUCCCAGAGCUGUAAAUAGGGGAAGGGGGGAGGGACAAAGAGGUGGGACCCCCGGGGAUGGGAGGGGACC